AUGGCGGAUGACUGCGUUCAAUUAUUUCAAAGUGCCAACAUUGAGUUUAAAAAACAGAACUUUAAAAGGGCAGAAGAACUUUAUAACCAGUUUAUUUCGUCGUGUUCACAUUCCAGGGAACGUGAAGCUACGCAUUUGGCAACCGCAUACAACAACCGCGGACAAAUUAAGUAUUUCAGAGUGGAUUUUGACGAAGCGGUUGAGGAUUACACCUCGGCGAUACAAACUGACGACAAAUUUGAAGUAGCUUUCUACAACAGAGGACUAAUACAUUACAGACUGGGGUUUUUUGAAGAUGCCGUUAAGGAUUUCAGGCAAGCUUUAAAGCUCAACGAAGCCUUUGAGGAUGCCAAAGUCGGCCUUCGCCGCGCUCUGCUGGACCAACAGGACAAAACAAACAGAGGAUAUUGA
Nerophis lumbriciformis (worm pipefish) is the source of this 411-nucleotide messenger RNA. NCBI's taxonomy places the organism in Eukaryota, Metazoa, Chordata, Actinopteri, Syngnathiformes, Syngnathidae. The record is from RefSeq and is a predicted model, not a curated record.